AAUGUCAAUAACAAGUUUAAUUACUUUUAUUCCUUUAAUUCAAUCAAAAGAACGAAAUUUAAUUCGAAUAGAAAGAACUCAUGAAAUCCCUACAAAUGUUUGUCUUGUUGCUAGUGGGCCUUUUGAAGGAAUUAUUAUUAAUAAAUUGGUUGAAAAUUAUGAAGAAUUGCCGACUCAAUUCCCCUGUUCAUUUUCUGUUUGGAUAAGUAGUGAUGGUGGGAAGACUUUAAAACAAGAAAUCCGUUCUUUUCGUUUUUGUUUCUUCAACAAUAUUCAAUUGGCUUUACGUGCAGAAACUUCCCAGCGUUUUAUAAAAAAUAUUUUUGAAAGAAAUUUUCCUAAAGGUUUUUUAAAUUUUUUUCCUUUAAAUUUUCUUUUUAAAGAUUAUGUUAGUUUUUUUAAAUUACUUUUGCGCCUUAUGAAGGAAGACUAUCCACAAUUACGUGCCAUAGACGUUGAAAUGAAGUUUGCCGCUGGGAGUGAAAAAAUGGCGAUGCCCAAUGCCAAACAAUUUAUAAAUGACGGUGAAUUGGAGAAUUUGACAUCUAGCCACGUCAAAGAAGCACUUGAACAUGCCUAUCCAAAUAGUGUAACAGAAGAGGAUUUGGCCGAAUCUUUGCGUUGUUCUGUUGAAGAAAUUCGCCAUUUUCUUUCAAUUUUGGAAAAAGAAGGGCAUAUAGAGCAAUUACCAAAUCAAAUUGGAGAAUGGAUUAGAAAGGCUUAUAUACCCGAACCUCAACAUAAUAUUCAAGAUAAACAUCCACAGACUGUUGCAAUUAUUACUUGUUUGUUCCCAGAGAAACAAAGUGUCGACACAAUUAUAGAAAAUCGAACAACUAAACAUAGGUACAUAUUUAUUUUUAAAAAUAUUUUAAAUAAAGGGGAAGAGAAUUUAACAGAUAAUUUUUGA
Messenger RNA from Meloidogyne enterolobii, 910 nucleotides. Lineage: Eukaryota; Metazoa; Nematoda; Chromadorea; Rhabditida; Meloidogynidae. The record is from the annotation of a GenBank genome assembly.